UAACUCUGGAAAAUAAAUCAAAAAGUCCUAGUCACAGAUAACGAAGAGAUGACUUGUCAUUUCUUAAUUUUUCUUCUGUCGUUUGUCUUUGAGCUGAUAUAUAAUCCAAUUAAAAGUCAAAUCAUGGUCACGAAAUUUGUAGAUAAAGACUAUUAUACUGUACGAAUAAAUAUUAAAGAAAUAAACGAGAAUUAGAAGAAGACAAUAUUAGACCGCAUGUGAAGUUCUCUGAAAAGUUUGUGAUCUUUGUAAAUAAAUAAAUAUAAAUAAAACUAUAAACUUUUUUAGGUAUAAAGUGUUAUCAUGGGUGGCCAAAAAAUUGGGUGCUGAUAUAUAUAGCUGGAAUGUCAACAUUAAUUAGUAACCGAUUUUACGGUUCUUCGUUAGAGCCAUGUACGUGGAAAACACCAUAACCAUUCAUCCCACAACCUUAUUCUACAUUUAAUGUUCUAUUUGCAUUUUCUUUCCUUUACUGUUUUAUAGUCAUGUAAAAAGGAAAAGAAGAAUAAAACUCUAAUGCAUGUUUCAACCAGUUGUUAUAUUAAAUGACUAUGUCGGAGUUAUCUAUGGAUUCUUAGAGAUUGAGUGGCUUUAAAUGAUUGGGAUUGUUAUUUUAAUGAACUUGGACUUUUAUGAACACAAUUAUUUGACUGGGUAUGAAACAUUUGGAAAAAGACCACUUUAUUGUGUUAGCCGUUCACCGAACGUGUUUACUAUUGGCUCAUAGUAUGUUAAGUAUUUAUGCAGUUUCUGUCAUUUUGUUGUUAUUUUAGUUUAUAGUUCACACUCACAUGAUAUAUUAAUAUUGGUUUUGUUUAAGCAGAUUUUUGAAUGCCGGCAUUUUUGGUAAUGGUACAGAGGCUUCUCAUACAUUACCUUAUUCAUCUACAAGGGCAGCUAUGUUGGUUAGGGUUAACACUUUGCUUCAAGGAUAUUCAGGCAUUAGAUUCGAAAUUAUGGAAGCUAUAACCAAGUUUUUAAAUCACAACAUAACUCCAUGUCUUCCACUACGUGGUACAAUCACUGCAUCAGGUGACUUGGUUCCUUUAUCCUAUGUUGCCGGUCUUUUAAUUGGAAGAUCAAACUCCAAGUCAAUUGGACCCAAUGGAGAAGUACUCAAUGCUAAAGAUGCCUUUAAAUUAGCUGGAAUUGAUGGAGGUUUCUUUGAGUUGCAACCUAAAGAGGGUUUGGCACUUGUCAAUGGUACAGCAGUGGGAUCUGGCUUGGCUUCCAUGGUUCUUUUUGAGGCAAACUUACUUGUUGUUCUUUCUGAAGUUAUGUCUGCAAUCUUUGCUGAAGUUAUGCAAGGAAAACCAGAAUUCACAGACCACUUGACUCAUAAAUUGAAGCACCACCCUGGUCAAAUCGAGGCUGCUGCUAUAAUGGAACACAUACUAGAUGGAAGCUCGUACAUUAAGGAAGCCCAAAAGUUACAUGAGAUUGAUCCACUUCAAAAGCCAAAACAAGAUAGGUAUGCUCUCAGAACGUCUCCUCAAUGGCUUGGACCACAAAUUGAAGUAAUCAGACAUGCGACUAAGAUGAUUGAAAGGGAGAUAAACUCUGUUAAUGAUAACCCCUUGAUCGAUGUUUCAAGGAACAAGGCACUUCAUGGGGGCAAUUUCCAAGGUACUCCAAUUGGUGUUUCAAUGGAUAACACCCGUUUGGCCAUUGCAUCGAUCGGGAAGCUCAUGUUUGCCCAAUUCUCUGAACUUGUGAAUGACUUGUACAAUAAUGGUUUACCUUCAAAUCUAACAGCCGGUCGCAAUCCAAGCUUAGAUUAUGGAUUCAAAGGUGCUGAAAUAGCAAUGGCAUCGUACUGUUCAGAACUUCAGUAUCUGGCCAACCCUGUGACUAAUCAUGUGCAGAGUGCUGAGCAACAUAACCAAGAUGUCAAUUCCUUAGGCUUGGUUUCCUCAAGAAAGACUGCUGAAGCUGUAGAAAUAUUAAAGCUCAUGUCUUCCACUUACUUAGUUGCAUUGUGUCAAGCCAUUGACUUGAGACAUUUGGAAGAAAACAUGAAGAACGCAGUUAAGAAUGCUGUGAGUCAAGUGGCCAAAAGAGUUCUCACAACUGGGAUCAAUGGUGAGUUACAUCCUUCUAGAUUCUGUGAGAAGGACUUGCUUAAAGUUGUUGAUCAUGAAUAUGUCUUUGCUUACAUUGAUGACCCCUGUAGUAUAACCUACCCUUUGAUGCAAAAGUUGAGAUCAGUUCUGGUUGAUCAUGCAUUGCAAAACGGUGAGAAAGAGGGAAAUUCAAGUAGCUCGAUUUUCCAUAAGAUAAGAGGCUUUGAGGAAGAACUGAUAGCCCUUUUGCCGAAGGAGGUAGAAAAUGCAAGGAUUGAAGCUGAGAAUGGAAAUUCAAGUAUUCCUAACAGAAUUAAAGAAUGCAGAUCUUACCCAUUAUAUAAGUUUGUGAGAGAAAGCUUGGGUACAAGUUUGCUAACAGGGGAGAAGGUGAAGUCACCUGGUGAGGAAUGUGACAAGGUUUUUACUGCAUUAUGUGAAGGAAAGUUUAUUGAUCCUAUGCUCGAUUGUCUAAAGAACUGGAAUGGUUCUCCUCUACCAAUAUGCUAAGAUUCCUCUACCCACUUAUAAAUAUACAAACUUUCAUUUUUCAUUCACUGUAAUCUAUCUUAUUGUAAUCAUAGUAAAUGUAAUAUAUUUCAAACUCUCAUCACAAAAA
Messenger RNA from Vigna umbellata (rice bean), 2682 nucleotides. NCBI's taxonomy places the organism in Eukaryota, Viridiplantae, Streptophyta, Magnoliopsida, Fabales, Fabaceae. The record is from RefSeq and is a predicted model, not a curated record.